ACAUUAUGAGUGAACUUGUAUGCGAAGGUUGAGAAUGGUUUUCGUGAAUUUCAACAUUUGACCAUUUCAUGAGAUCAGAAUGGAUCACAUAAUUGCAAAAAGAGAAUCGCUUCUGUCGAUAGAAACAACGAGGAAGUCAUUGGGAAUAUCCAGUAUAACCUCGAAAUCUGAGCCGAAAGAUGCCUUUUAUAUAUGCCGAAUUUUGUUCAUGUUCAUUGGCUUCAUGCAUCUCAUGCCAAUAUUAUUUUUGGGCUCAGCUGCUAACUACUGGUUCUACAAAUUCAGGAAUACCACCCUAGAUACCGUCGACCCUGAGGUCAGGACAGACCUUCAAACCCUUUACCAGUCAUCGUCUACGGUCGCUCAAACUCUACCAUCAUUGGGUUUCAUGUUCCUGACAACGAUUUUUGGACACAAAUUCCAACCAAAAUAUUUGACAGCGGGCACUCUCGUCUGUUUGAUCGGUAUUUUUUCUAUAUUCGCCAUUUUCACCCAAGUCGACACAGACAACUGGCAAACAGCAUUUUUCUUCACCACAAUGUUCCUUCUGGUAGUGAAUAGCGCUGUUGUAGCAAUCUUCCAGUUAUCUACGCUAGUCAUCAUAGCAAAGUUUCCGAACGACUACAUGAAAUCAUUUCUAUUCGGUCAGAGUGGAGGCAUAGUUUCCAACAUCAUUCUAGUCAUCUCAAUCUCUGUGACCGACUACCAACCAACCUCAGCUGCCAUAUACUUCAUCGCGGGUGUGAUAAUGAUAGCGAUUACCUUCGUGCUGUUCUUGAUGGCGCUCUUCACUGAACCAUACAGGGUGUACGUUGUAGAAAGUACAGAAACUGGAGAUACUGGGACCCGAAAGAUAAGCUGGAGUGAAAGCAAAGAGGUUCUGAAAUGUAUCUGGCCUUCCUCUGUUCUCUUUGUCUUCCUGAUGUUAGCAAUCUCUUGUAUACACCCUGCAGUUGAUACCUUGGUGGUUUCCGAGUUUCAAGGCGACGGAACUGUAUGGACUGAAAAGUACUUCGUACCUGUGAUAACUUACCUACUGGCUGAUGUAUCGGGGGUCUUGGGGAGAUUUUUCUCCACAAGUUAUAGAAUAACAAAAACUAACUACCUCUAUUGGAUAAUUGGAGGAGUUAUAAGAUGUGUUGUUUGUGUGACGUUCAUUAUAUUCUGCAAUGCUCAGCCUAGACAUCUACCAGUUAUAUUCAACCAUGACUGGGAGUACAUUUUAUUCAACAUUAUUUUUCCAUUCUCCAAUGGGUUCCUAUUCAACGUUGGCUUCCUUAGUUUGAAUGAGUUAUCUGAAGGCAAAUCAGAGGUUGCUUUGAAACUGAGUAGUGUUAUCAUAGCUGUAUCAUCUUCUGUUUUUUCUGCAAAUGGAAUACUAAUGGUGAAGCUGCUGUAAAAUUCAUGAGUAAUGGUGAUUUUCCAAAAUACCUUAUUCCAACCAUGAAUUUCAGUUACGUACAGUGGCGUUACUAUACAGGGUGGCAAGUUGGCAAAAUGCCACAGGCUCCCAGUCAAAGGAGAAUCCCAAGUACCAACACUUAUUAUGACACAUUUAGUAUAUCAAAAAUAUGUUUUGUCUUUAAUUUAUUGAAGUUACCUACUUAUUUAUAAUAAAGAAUUAUUUUA
This is a messenger RNA of Phaedon cochleariae (mustard beetle), 1629 nucleotides long. Lineage: Eukaryota; Metazoa; Arthropoda; Insecta; Coleoptera; Chrysomelidae. The record is from the annotation of a GenBank genome assembly.